Dufourea novaeangliae is the source of this 934-nucleotide messenger RNA. RefSeq names its product protein max (gene Max). Lineage: Eukaryota; Metazoa; Arthropoda; Insecta; Hymenoptera; Halictidae. Gene Ontology annotation, biological process: positive regulation of transcription by RNA polymerase II. Bases 105 to 620 code for a protein of 171 amino acids. Gene Ontology annotation, molecular function: protein dimerization activity; DNA-binding transcription factor activity. The transcript is spliced from 4 exons. Gene Ontology annotation, cellular component: RNA polymerase II transcription regulator complex. The record is from RefSeq and is a predicted model, not a curated record.
GUACAGAUAGUACGCAGUGUUUUUACAUACAUGAACGUAGAAUACUUAGAUACUCGAUAAAGCCUUUUGUUUACCAAUUACUCCGGCAACCGAAGAAAAUUAUAAUGAGUGACGAUGAUCGAGACAUCGACAUUGAGAGCGAUGAAGGUGACGACUCCGAUUCUAGGCAGAGGCAUUCGAAUAACACCCAAUAUUAUUCCCAAGCAGAGAAACGUGCACAUCAUAAUGCAUUGGAACGUAAACGCAGAGACCAUAUUAAAGACAGUUUCUCCAGUCUCAGAGAUUCUGUACCAGCACUACAAGGUGAGAAGGUUGCAAGUAGAGCACAGAUACUCAAAAAAGCAGCUGAAUACAUACAGUCCAUGCGCCGCAAGAAUUCCUCACAUCAGCAGGACAUUGAUGAUUUGAAACGACAAAACAGUCUAUUGGAAUCUCAAAUUCGAGCUCUUGAGAAAGCGAAAAUAACAGGUAAUUUUGCAGCUGAGACUUGUGAAGUCACCAAAUCAGAAGGUGUACCAAUGUCAGGAUACAAUGAUACAGAAUCCGAGUCUUCAGAUAGCGAAGCAAGCAGGACCGUACGUCAGUCAAAAAAACUAAAAGUUGGAGGGCUCCAUCAUUGACCAACGGUUUGACCUGGUUUUUGUUCUCUUAAAAACCUGUUUUCUCUUGAGAACCGAAUUCUAUAUAAAUAUUUAUUUCUCCCUCCCAAAAAAAAAGAAACAUCAGGACAUUUGCUCACUGAAAGUUAAGGGGCAGACGAUUGUUUCAGUGAAGUAUUAAAUGUCUUAGAGCCAGUGUACAAAAGCGUACAAAAAAGUAGGGUAGCGUUAUGCUUAAUUAAAAGAUCGAUAUGAAAGAAUGUAUUGUGAAACACUUUGGAACAGCCUUUUAAAGUAUUCAAUUUAUAAAUUUGUAGGACGUUUAGAAUUAUUUU